Molecule: messenger RNA, 3176 nt
Organism: Mya arenaria
Lineage: Eukaryota; Metazoa; Mollusca; Bivalvia; Myida; Myidae
Product: GDP-Man:Man(3)GlcNAc(2)-PP-Dol alpha-1,2-mannosyltransferase-like
Exons: 6
Coding region: 454-1884 (476 amino acids)
Biological process (GO): protein N-linked glycosylation
Cellular component (GO): endoplasmic reticulum membrane
Molecular function (GO): GDP-Man:Man(3)GlcNAc(2)-PP-Dol alpha-1,2-mannosyltransferase activity
Source: RefSeq, a predicted model, not a curated record
UUUUGCAUGAAAAAAAAUCCUUACAUGUAGUGGAAUAUUUAUUAAAUACAAUUUACUGAGUCAAAUAUCUUUCUUCAUGAAGUUUACUUGUUUGUGGGGAUUAAGAGAAAUAUAAAUUGUUAGCAAAAAGACAACAGUGAAAUAUUAAAGAAAUAUUUAUGCAUUACAGUAACAAUUUUGUUGGACAACCAUGAAAAAAAGAAUUACUCAUUCCGAAUAAGGGCGAAAAAACUCACAUCUAUUAUGUUAAGUAUAAGAAAUUGAUGUUUUUGUUAAGAUUAAUAUAAAAAUUGUGUGAAAUUUACAUAUUAAGAAGUUGUCAAUAAUAAUUGAGGAGAAUUAAACCACAAUCUAAUAUCAUUGCAAACGUGGUUGUUUUAAAUGAGAGGAGGAUGUGCAUAUUUCGAAUAUUGAGGAUUUAACCCUUUUUGCGAAAUAAGUUUCUUGUCGGAAAUGCUGACAUCACUGAUACUUAUAUGUGUGUUCUUCAUUGCUGUGGUAUAUCUUCUGGUCAUGAUUCUCAGAUAUCGAAUAAAGUCUUCUUCAAAUAGCUUAAAACGAGACCGAGGUUGGGAGAAGAAGACAGUGGUUGGGUUUUUCCAUCCAUACUGCAAUGCGGGCGGAGGAGGAGAGAGGGUCCUGUGGGUGGCUAUUAGGUCUCUACAAUUAAGUCACCCAGAUGUUCAGUGCAUCGUCUAUACGGGUGACUGCGAUGCUACAAGCCAGGAAAUCCUCGCCAAAGCCGACCAGAGAUUCAACAUCACCCUCCCGAAAUCCAUCGACUUUGUCUUCCUACGAAGUAGAAACUGGGUUGAGGCUAAGAAGUACCCGAUUUUCACCCUACUGGGCCAAAGUUUGGGAUCCCUUAAGCUAGGCUUGGAGGCGUUGGUUUCCUUUGUGCCAGAUGUUUAUGUUGACAGUAUGGGUUAUGCAUUUACGCUGCCUUUGUUCAAGUACUUUGGUGGAUGUAAAGUAGCAUGUUAUGUUCAUUAUCCUACCAUUAGUACAGACAUGUUAGAGAGAGUAUCCCAAAGGGAGGAGUCUUUUAACAAUGCUUCGGCUGUGUCAAGAAGUCCAGUUUUAACAAGUUUUAAACUAUUGUAUUACAAACUCUUUGCUUAUUUAUAUGGCUUAGCAGGUGCUAGAAGUGAUAUGGUCAUGGUUAAUUCAACAUGGACAUAUGGACAUAUUAAAUCAUUAUGGAAAAUCACUGACAAAACCGUUAUAGUCUAUCCACCAUGUAAUAUUUCAGAAUUCAUUAAAAUUGAUCUGAACAAAAAUCGAAGCAAGUCAGUAAGAAUUAUUUUAUCCAUUGCACAGUUUCGUCCUGAAAAGAAUCAUCAAUUGCAGCUUGACAGUUUUAACGAGUUUUUGUCUAAAAUUGGAGAAAAGAAAUCAAAUUACAAACUUAUUCUUGUGGGAGGUUGUAGGGACGAUAAAGACGCCCAGAGGGUGGAAAUUCUGAAGAAAUCAGCGGAAGAGCUAGGAAUACAGGACUAUGUGGAUUUCAAGCUGAAUGUCUCAUUCGAAGAUCUGAAGAUCAUGAUGAGUGAAGCCACCAUUGGUCUGCAUACAAUGCGGGAUGAACACUUUGGAAUUGGUGUUGUAGAACUGAUGGCUGCAGGGACGGUUACUCUCGCCCACGACUCUGCUGGCCCCAAACUGGACAUUCUGACCCCCUACAAUGGUCAGCCCACAGGGUACCUUGCCUUGGACAUCCAAUCAUACGCUGCUGCCAUGGAAACCAUUUUCAGGCUGUCAGAUUCACAGAGGGAAGCAAUAUGUGAAAACGCUCGGUGUUCAGUGACACGGUUUUCUGAAUCAGAAUUUGAACGUGGCUUUUUAGCUGCAAUGGAAGCUUUUGUGGGAGGUAGUGCUACCUGAUUCUACUGAUUGCAGAUAAAACUAAGUGAAACAGCUUGUCAAUCAGUGAAGCAAAGCAUGUCCAACUUCAAUUUAGCACUGGUGACGAGGACAUGUUAUUCCAACUUAACUAUAUAACAGUUACAAAAUGGGCUUGAAGUAAUGUUUGAAGUCAUUGCAACACAUUCGCUUAAUUAACUCAGUCAGUGGAAUUCAUUUUGUUGAUUUAUUUUCAAGUUUACUGACAACUGAAGGUCAAGCAUUAUUGUGACAAACAGUAUUGUUAAUUUGAUUAUUAUGGUAGAACAUUUUUAAUAAGUUUCAUUUUAAUAAUAUUUAAGUAUUUGUAAGCUGUGAUUUUCUUUCAAAAGAGGGUCAAUAUGUAUACUGGUAUGUUCUUAUAAGAGAGGUUGCAAAACAAAACUUUUACUUAUAAAUGUGGGUAUCUGUAGAUACCUGUACAAGUUUAAGUGGUUAUUAAAGUUAUUUGUGAAACCUAUGUGGUUAGAGCACUCGCUUCUCACCAAUGGGACGUUUGUUUAAUUCCCAGUCUGGGCAAAUGUGAGUUUUGUUAGUGGUCACCAAGCCGGACCAAUAGGUUUUCUUCCGGGUUCUCCGAUUUCCCCCACAACACAAGAACACACUCACGCGCAAAAUCGUGCCAAGGAGAAUGACUUUGAAUGAGUUCACUUUCUUCUCAAUUUUUGUAAAAUAAAUAAAAUUUAAACUAUCUUUUCCAUAAACAGGUACAGGCUAGCUGACCAUAGGAUUUUGUAGAUAUCAUCGCUUUCCACGUUGCUUCGAUCAGCUUACUCCCAGCUAUAGGAUGUCGAUCGCAAUAUUUGAUUGUGUCCAGCUUGCUUUAACUUUCUAAAAGUGCUCAUACCUGAUAUGACAUAUUACACAAAUUAAAUAUUACGCCUGCACAUAGCUUUUGCCAACUAAUUUUUCUUCUCCUCCUUGAAAUUCAGAGAGCUUUUUUUUACAUUUUGCUCUGUUCAAGAUAAAUAUGUAUUUGAUGUUAACCUGUUGCAAAAAGUGAAUGACGUUGUUUUAAGCAAUAUCACAUUUGUUCAAAUAAACAAAUGUUGAAUGGUUCUGUUUGUGUUUUAAAGACUGUUUAACACACAAUUUUGUUACGCAAAACAUGGGUCACCCAACAAGGAUCUUAUGUGAAACAAACAUAUUGUUUUUGUAUUUAUUUCGUCUCCUGUGAACCCAUGCUUUUUCUUAUUUUUUCUGUUAAUGAUUAAACAUCAGAUGUGAUGUUCUUUGCUUGUUAAAUAUCAUGCUGCAAUAAAAAUUUGAAUAUA